Molecule: messenger RNA, 480 nt
Organism: Canis lupus familiaris (dog)
Lineage: Eukaryota; Metazoa; Chordata; Mammalia; Carnivora; Canidae
Product: histone H2B type 2-E1-like
Exons: 3
Coding region: 1-456 (151 amino acids)
Cellular component (GO): nucleosome
Molecular function (GO): protein heterodimerization activity; DNA binding; structural constituent of chromatin
Source: RefSeq, a predicted model, not a curated record
AUGAUGGUUCCUGAGUGCAGACCUGUUGAAGGAACAAUAAGCCCUAUAGCUGAUGUACAGGCUGACCUAUGGACAGGAGGUAUACAGGAGGGCUGGAAUUUUGAGUAUUUGCCGCAGUCCGGGGGCCGCAGGGGCCAUGGUUCUGGCGAUAAGAAGUCCAAAAAGCGUAGCCGGCGCAAGGAAACCUACUCGAUGUAUAUCUACAAGGUGCUAAAGCAGGUGCACCCGGACAUCGGCAUCUCUUCCAAGGCCAUGAGCAUCAUGAACUCAUUUGUGAACGAUGUGUUUGAACGGCUGGCUGGCGAGGCUGCCCGGCUGGCCCAAUACUCGGGCCGGACCACACUGACAUCCCGGGAGGUCCAGACAGCGGUGCAUCUGCUGCUGCCCGGAGAGCUGGCCAAGCAUGCUGUAUCUGAUGGCACCAAGGCCGUCACCAAGUACACCAGCUCCAAGUGACCCAGGGCCUUCCAUUAAUAAAGA